This is a messenger RNA of Macrosiphum euphorbiae (potato aphid), 675 nucleotides long. The record is from the annotation of a GenBank genome assembly. NCBI's taxonomy places the organism in Eukaryota, Metazoa, Arthropoda, Insecta, Hemiptera, Aphididae.
AUGUCGUAUAAAUCAUUUAAAAUAUGUGUAGUUUUAGAUAUUUUAGACGUCACGUGUCCCGGUGUGUGGAUAUGUCCCAAAGGAAUGAUAUAUCUCGAUAUUUGGUUGUUCGGGUGUAACAGUAGCACAUCGUAUGUAGAACCCAAAUUUCCUUUAGCUUUCAAUGAAACAUUUAACUUCCACAAAACCUUUACAGAACUCUCAAACUUGAGGGACAUUCAGAAAGUCUUGGAAGAGAAAUGCAUGAAAAUAGAAUUAGUGCAAGCCUACAAAAAUAAACAAGUCACUUUAGCCACAUAUAGCUCAUAUGUCGAUGAAGUAUUAUACCCCGAACGCAGUCGGUUGAGUAAGAAUGGAGAAAUGGCAUUGCUCAUGAAAAAUGAACCUUUAUUUCCGGGAACUAUUUCACCGAAAAUUACACUAGUCACCAAGACCAGUGUUACAGAACAAAUAAACGUAAUUUCACGUGUAAAUGAUCAAUGCUCACCACAAUAUUUAGAAACUCAAAAUCAGCCUAACAGAAUGAAAAGAGUUCAUCACUCCAAAUUUAAGAAUUCGCAGUGUUCACAUAACACAGAACUUAGGACAACUAAUGAAGAUGGAAAUAUUAAUUCAGACACAGACACAGACACAGACAGUCAACUAUAUUGUUUAGGAGCAAAAAAGGUAAUAUAA